Marchantia polymorpha subsp. ruderalis is the source of this 992-nucleotide messenger RNA. NCBI's taxonomy places the organism in Eukaryota, Viridiplantae, Streptophyta, Marchantiopsida, Marchantiales, Marchantiaceae. The record is from the annotation of a GenBank genome assembly.
GCGAAUCGCUGGAGACAGAGAGAGAGAGAGAGAGAGGUUUUGACCUCCGUAUAUACUUCCCAGAGCAGCGCAAGGCUGCGCUAUUCGAUGUGAGUGAGGCUUUGAUCGAGCGACAGACACUCUGAAAAGCAGAGCAAUGGCACUGGUUGCAGCUGAAAGCACGAUCGGAAGCCUGCUGCGACGGUUGGUGACGCCCGGAGCAUGUUCUUCUCUUCGCAUCAGCAACCCCCGUGCGUCCGAUGUUGCAGGCGGAGAAGCUGGAGGUUUUUCUUUGCUUCUGAGGCGGUGGGCCACCAAAAAAGCAGGAGGAUCCACUCAAAAUGGCCGUGAUUCUUUGCCGAAGAAUUUGGGAGUGAAGAAGUAUGGAGGCCAGAAAGUAAUUCCUGGCAAUAUCAUUGUUCGGCAGCGAGGCACGAGGUUCCAUCCCGGUAACUUUGUGGAUAUGGGUAGAGAUCAUACGUUAUUUGCGUUGGCUGCUGGACAGGUGCGCUUUGAGAAGAACAGUCAUACCGGUCGCAAGUGGGUUCAUGUGGAUCCUGAAGGUGGUAUGCCCAUUCAUCCGGUGUAUCAAAAUAUGAAAACUGAGGCGAAGGAGACUGCAACUUUGGAGAAUAUGGCUGGAUAGAAAGUAGAGUUGCAUCUUGGUGGGUUGGACAAUUUUGGACACGACUUCGUCAUUCCCAUGAGUGGCUAGUUGUGAUGAGAGACAUUAAUUACAGUAGAAGCGGGUAGCGCAUACAUUCUUUGUACAGUUAGCUCAAAUUGUCAAAGUCAUCACCAGCAAGGUGAGUCACUUAUGGGUUUGCAAUAUCUCCCUGUUAUGGACCUUAUGAAGUUGAUGCUGACAACUAGUCAUCUCGAGGUCAGUGUGGUAAAAAUAAUACCUGUGUGUGGAAAUCCAGAUAUCCGUGUACUAAUUUGGUACUUUUUAUUCUCCAAUUCAGUCGUGUGGCAGGCUGGUGUCAUAACUGUGUGGAUGCUUGCCGAUGUCG